GGGGGAGGCAUCCCAGGAGGUAGAGGGCUGAGUUUGGCCUCGCCCAGAUUUGCCACCAACUCUCGCGAUGUUAUUAUAAUAAACCUCGGGAUUUGGUGCCAAAGCAGAUCAUUUAAGAAUAUGUUGAAGAGCACAGGUCCCAGGACAGAUCUGUGGGGGACCCUGCUAUUUACCUCGCUCCAUUGUGAAAAAGGACCGUUCUGUCCUGGAGUUUUAAAGGUCCAGAUUCUCAAAGAAAGAGGUUCAAAAAUUCAACCUGUGGCAGACACCCAGAAGCAAAAUUUCAACUCAAACAGUUAAAGUUUGGCAAAGGAGCUGCGGCCCUGUCUUGGACCUGGCUCCCAGGGUGACAUGGACAAUGGUAAAGGGGGCACAACCCUGAAACGUUUGGGGACCACUGCUAUAAGGUGGUGAACAGUAAAAGCUGAGAUGAAACCUCACCGAGGUGUUGGGCUUUUUAGAAGUCUGCUUGCUAGUUGUUUCCAUCGCUAUCACCAUCACUGCUCUCCUCUUGUUAAAAGGAUAGGUCACAUGAUGGAACUAUCUAUCUUUAGACGCAAUUAUUUACUGAAUAUAGUUAAACCUACGCUGUCAUUUAAUGAUUGGUCAAGGAGAUAUCAUCAGGAUUUUAGAGCACUGUGGAAGCAUGAAGCUGUGGAAAAAUAUCUAGAGACCUUAAACAGAGAAUACCAGCGGGUUGGCCAGUUGUUAAAUAGUGGCUCAGUGAAUGAGUAUGAUCGAAGUACUCUGAGCAGAAGACAUACUCAUUUAUCCACCCUUGUAGCUGCAUUUCAAGAAAUACAAGAGGCAGAAAGAGAAAUUCAAGAGAUAGAAUCCAUGUGUACAAAGCUAGACAGCACAGAUGAAAAACAGCUGCUAGAACUUGCCUUAGAAGAGAAGGAAAUCAUUAACCAAAAAAUCAACACAUUUUGCAAAAAGCUUUUCCAGAGUAUAGUGCCAAGGGAGAAACAUGAUGAAAGUGAUGUUAUAUUAGAAGUGACAUCAGGCAGAACCACUGGAGGUGACAUUUGCCAACAGUUCACCAAAGAAAUGUUUGAGAUGUACCAGAAUUAUGCAGAUUAUAAAUGUUGGACUUUUGACAUUCUGAACUACACACCAGCUGAGAUUGGCGGAUUGCACCAUGCAGCUGCUCAUAUUUCGGGAGACUGUGUCUACAGGUAUUUGAAAUAUGAAGGAGGGACUCACAGAGUUCAGCGAAUUCCUGAGACUGGCCUAUCGUCAAGAAUGCAGCGUAUUCACACUGGGACAAUGUCAGUUGUUGUCCUACCUCAGCCAGAGGAGGUAGACGUUAAAGUGUAUCCUAAGGAUUUGCGUAUAGAUACUUUUAGGGCCAAAGGUGCAGGAGGGCAACAUGUUAACACAACGGACAGUGCUGUGAGAAUAGUUCAUAUUCCCACUGGACUAACAGUAGAGUGCCAGCAGGAGCGAUCACAGCAACUGAACAAAGAAAUAGCUCUGCGGACACUGAGAACUAGGUUGUAUCAACAAAUCAUUGAGAAAGACUUCAGCCAAAAGCAGAAUGCUAGAAAACUGCAGAUAGGAACAAGAGCCCAGUCAGAGAGAAUUCGUACCUAUAACUUCACCCAGGACAGAGUCACUGAUCACAGGAUCUCAUAUGACGUCCGCAAUAUCAAGGAAUUUCUCUGUGGUGAGGGGGCACUGGAUGAGCUAAUCAACAGGUUGUUGGAGUCUGCAGAGAUGGAGGCCCUCAUUGAACAUUUAAAAAACUUUAAAUCUUUAGAAGGAGGAGGCUGAUGUAGGUCUUCUACUAAAUACAACACCAGUCCUUGUAAUUCUGUAGCACAAUAAAAUGGAAGUAUUUAUUAGAUGUCA
This is a messenger RNA of Chrysemys picta bellii (western painted turtle), 1854 nucleotides long. It is a transcript of the gene MTRF1, whose product is annotated as mitochondrial translation release factor 1. Gene Ontology annotation, molecular function: translation release factor activity. The record is from RefSeq and is a predicted model, not a curated record. Gene Ontology annotation, biological process: translational termination. NCBI's taxonomy places the organism in Eukaryota, Metazoa, Chordata, Testudines, Emydidae.